Messenger RNA from Pseudomassariella vexata, 549 nucleotides. RefSeq lists its product as uncharacterized. Lineage: Eukaryota; Fungi; Ascomycota; Sordariomycetes; Amphisphaeriales; Pseudomassariaceae. Bases 1 to 549 code for a protein of 182 amino acids. The transcript has a single exon. The record is from RefSeq and is a predicted model, not a curated record.
AUGAUUUCGACAGCUUUCGCGUUCCUCAAGUCCUCCAUCCUCUCUGGCCUCCAGCGGUUCACCACGCCAGAGCCAGAACUCCCUUCUGUUCCAGAGCCAUACAUACCUGAUCCUGAUCUCGUCGAAGACUCAUCUACCUCUUCCACCUCUUCUCCGUCUCCGAGCAUAGUCACCCCGGCAUCGCCGUCGUCACCACUUUCAACGUCAACCGAAAUGCCCGGCGAGACGCUCCGUGAAAAAGCCACCAAAAAACUCCACGGUCCUGAUGCCAACCCAAGCCAGCUCGGCGAUCCAAUUAGCUUGAAGGCCGAACAGAGUGACACCGUGCCGACGUCCAGCGAGGAAGGGGCGGGAAGCGAAAAGGGUCCGAAAGAUGAACAGGGUAAGGAUAACAGAGGAUAUGGGGGAAAUGCUGAAGGCGGGAAAUUGAGGGAGAAGGCGGCAAAGAAGUUACACGGACCUGAUGCGAAUCCGAGUCUGUUAGGGGAUCCAAUUAGUUUAAAGGUUGAGACGACUGAGAAAAGCGCAGGACGGGGGUCGAAGUUAUGA